AUGAUGUCGGCGCCGAUUGCGCUUCAUCUUUCUUCCGGAAUCGUCAUUGCAUCCCCAAGACCCAAGUUGACAACGGAUGACCACCCCAACCAAUCCUCCACGUAUCUCCACCGCCGCCAUGGACCAUCAAACAGUAGCGGUAACAACGGCAGCAUCGCAUCGCCCCCAUACGCGUCCGAACAGCACCCAAAUCCUCACUCGUCCUGCUGCUGCACAGCAGCUCCCACACCCCAUCAACAGCCCCAGUUCGAGCGAGAGCGACGAAGCAGCUGCAUUCCACGACGUAUAUCGCGAGCUGGUACGAUGGCGAGAGCAGUUGCGAGCGCACGCAGCGCUCGUGGAAGCGGAGCAGCGCCGACUCCAGAAGCAACGUGUCGCCGCCGCAGAGCUGCAGGACAAACUGGAUGUCGAGCGCGCGCAGCUCCUGGCGGAGCAGCGGCGAUGGGAGGAGCAGAACAAGCAACGGCAAGAGGAGCAGCAGCAAGAGGAGCAGCAGCAAGAGGAGGAGCAGCAGCUCGAUCUGCUUCCCAAAGGGCACCGCGUGUACAUCCAGCAAUUGCGCAAUACGGGCAGCUCGAGCGACAAGAAGGCAUUUCAGCAGGCAUGCAAGGCGGCGGCGCGCGAAGGCCUCGAUGUCGCUGCGGUGGAGGAGCAGGUGCGUGCCAUAUCCACUGCAGUACGCGACAGACGCACCUACGCGGCCUUGGAUGGCUUGGGCAAGGUGCAUGAGCUGCUGCUGGCGGGACUGCCGGCGCGGCUUUGAGACCAUCACCUGCGCUGCUCUUCUUCUCCCGUAGAUCUUGGACAGCACAGAAGCACACCACCGCACAAAUGCAGCGGUACGAACAUCACGACUUACGACGCAACGAUGCCAGGACGUCAGCCCUUGCGACCCGCUCAGAGCACAUCUCACGCCUUCUCGCCGACCUGAACCCGAGGCUUCUGCGCAGCAUUCUCGCGGAGACACCCUCAUGUCAUUGAGCGCGAGGCAUUGCCGGCAACGUGCUCAGCGAAGGGUCAUUCGCAUCAUCUGCCCACAUUACUUUGUACUCCAUAGCUUGCAACAACCACUCGCCGCCAAUGCAGCCCGACAGCCACCGGUCAAGUGCCGUUCACGUGCCAUGGUCUUACUAUCCCGCAGCGCCCUAAAUGUCUUCCCAACGCACGCAGCUUGAGAUUUCUCCUUGAGCCAUUGCUUAUCCCCGUCGACCGCCGUGACCAGUCA
Molecule: messenger RNA, 1225 nt
Organism: Cercospora beticola
Lineage: Eukaryota; Fungi; Ascomycota; Dothideomycetes; Mycosphaerellales; Mycosphaerellaceae
Source: RefSeq, a predicted model, not a curated record